AACGAUGAGACUGAAAGCCAGAAAGAGGGUGAUGAUGAAAAUCAAUAGGGCGGGUGAUGCUCAACCGCGGUUCAAGGUAAAAAUACCAGAAAUUAAGGAAGAAAAGAAACCUAAAGUAAAGCCUAAAAAAGAACAAGAAUGUGAUGGAAACUUCGGUUUUGAUGCAGAACAGCCCCUCAAGGAAUAUGAAGAGGCAAAUCCAACACCUUCAACUAGCAACAUAGCUUCAACCAGGAACAGAGUUAAACUACUAGAAUGCAAGGGCGAAAAUAUACCAGAAGUAAAACCUAAACAAGAAAAGGAAUACGAACACACAGACCCUAAACCUUCAACGAGCUGCUCUGGUAAGCAGGAGGAAGUUGAACAAAGCCAAGUUAAAAUCUGCAGGUUAUGUCUAGUCUUUAUUGAGGAUAAUAUGAUGCCUCUGAAAAAAGUCAUUGCUAUGCUUCAAAUUGUGCUUCCAGAAGUUUCAGGUAAAAGGGAAGAUAUUGAAAAAUACCGAGGAAUUUGUAUACAGUCAGCAAUCCCAAAACUUCUCGAUAAGCUAGUGACUUCUCACUUAUCAAAACUAACAAAUAAUAUAAUAUCUCAUAUAAUAUCUAUUAAUAUACAUAUCUCAUAUGGAGUAGUAACUAUACCGUACUGA
Molecule: messenger RNA, 646 nt
Organism: Diabrotica balteata
Lineage: Eukaryota; Metazoa; Arthropoda; Insecta; Coleoptera; Chrysomelidae
Source: the annotation of a GenBank genome assembly